AUGGGUAAUUUGUUUGCGAGUAAAAAACAUUCUAAGUCUAACGCGUUCGCCGAACGGGAUCGAGUUAUUCUGCAAUUAAAAUCUCAAAGAGAUCUGUUGGGCAGAAAGAUCAAAAAGUAUGACAAUGAUGCAGACAGACUGAAACUACAGGCCAAACAAUUAGUUCACGAACAGAAAAAAGACAAAGCCCUGGUGGCACUGAGGAAGAAAAAAUUUCUAGACAACACCAUCAGGAAUUUAGAAAGGCAGUUAGAAGAAGUGGAAAACUUGGAGAUUGAUGACAUCUUAUCAAAAGGAUUGAAUGAUGCAGAUGAAGAGGAGGUUGAGAAAGAGUUUGAUCAGCUGUUCAAUAUCAGCACUGAGAAUUUGCCAGAACCAGAAGAUCAUUUUCUCGUUAAUGAAGAAAUUGCUGAUCAACCCACAAAGAUCAAAGUACCAACGAAACAGAGAAAGAUCGCUCUAGAAGCUUCAUGA
This is a messenger RNA of Helobdella robusta, 474 nucleotides long. RefSeq lists its product as hypothetical. Bases 1 to 474 code for a protein of 157 amino acids. Lineage: Eukaryota; Metazoa; Annelida; Clitellata; Rhynchobdellida; Glossiphoniidae. The record is from RefSeq and is a predicted model, not a curated record. The transcript is spliced from 6 exons.